CAUGCUGCUGCCAGGUCCAGAGUGUGUCAUGGGUCCCUGUAUGGCCUCCCAUUGCUGCUGUCUCCAUCGCCACACUCUGCCAUGUGCCACUUUCAGGUCUCCUCACACUGCUGGUGGGUUCCAUUUUGUCAUAGGGUGCUGGCAGAUUACGGGCCUCCCAUUGCUGCUGCCAGGCCCGUAAUCUGCCAUGGGCCCCCGUACCGACCUCCUCAUGCUGCUGCCAGGUCCAGAGUGUGUCAUGGGUCCCUGUACGGCCUCCCAUUGCUGCUGUCUCCAUCGCCACACUCUGCCAUGUGCCACUUUCAGGUCUCCUCACACUGCUGGUGGGUUCCAUUUUGU
Molecule: messenger RNA, 339 nt
Organism: Staurois parvus
Lineage: Eukaryota; Metazoa; Chordata; Amphibia; Anura; Ranidae
Source: the annotation of a GenBank genome assembly